Prunus armeniaca (apricot) is the source of this 207-nucleotide messenger RNA. NCBI's taxonomy places the organism in Eukaryota, Viridiplantae, Streptophyta, Magnoliopsida, Rosales, Rosaceae. The record is from the annotation of a GenBank genome assembly.
AUGACUUGCCAAAAAUCCACAUGUACGUACGCUUUACUGCGUAGCAACUGUAACUCGUCCAUGAUGGGAGGAGUGCCCCCACCACCAAAUAACAUGGGAGGUCCACCGCCGAAUGCAGGAUGGAGGGGUCCUGGGCAAUACCAAAAUAACUACACACCAGGCAGGGACGAUGGAGGCAUCCCUGGUACAAACCGUUAUCGAGCUUGA